ACAAAUGUCGGUAGUUGUGUGUAGUUUGGCUCGUUGUGGCUUUUAGGAAGGGCAGCCCUCUGACGCAUAUUGCCCAACUAAAGCCAACGACGCAGCUAGGCCCUCUCCAGUGACGCCAACUGAAAGGGACCGGAGGGUCUGGAGCGCAGCGCCGCGGACUCUGAGCUACGAGAGGAGACUUUCUCUGUUUUAUUAAAUAUCUGCUGAUUUAAGAUCAUGCCCAAAGUGAAGAGGAGCAGGAAGCCGCCGCCAGACGGCUGGGAGCUGAUCGAGCCCACUCUGGACGAGCUGGAUCAGAAGAUGAGGGAAGCUGAAACAGAGCCGCACGAGGGGAAGCGUAAAGUCGAGUCCCUGUGGCCGAUCUUCAGGCUUCAUCACCAGCGGAGCCGCUACAUUUUCGACCUCUUCUACAAAAGAAAGGCCAUCAGCAGAGAGCUCUACGAAUAUUGUAUAAAAGAAGGCUAUGCAGACAAGAACCUAAUAGCGAAGUGGAAGAAGCAGGGCUAUGAAAAUCUCUGCUGUCUUCGAUGCAUUCAGACACGUGACACCAACUUUGGAACCAACUGCAUAUGUAGAGUGCCUAAAAGCAAGCUUGAAGUGGGUCGUAUCAUUGAGUGCACGCACUGUGGAUGCAGAGGUUGCUCUGGAUGAUCAAGAUCUUCUGUUGCCAUUUCUGGGACGUUAGGGCUCAUUACAUGUUGACAUACUUGCUUUUAAAACAGUCUGUGGGUUUUCAUUCCAGAUUGCCUGUAUGUGAUUGUAGAAAUAGUCAUUGUUUGUGUACUGUGUGAAUUUAAUUUUUUUAUU
This is a messenger RNA of Pygocentrus nattereri (red-bellied piranha), 807 nucleotides long. RefSeq names its product BUD31 homolog (gene bud31). The transcript is spliced from 4 exons. Gene Ontology annotation, cellular component: spliceosomal complex; nucleus. Gene Ontology annotation, biological process: mRNA splicing, via spliceosome. NCBI's taxonomy places the organism in Eukaryota, Metazoa, Chordata, Actinopteri, Characiformes, Serrasalmidae. The coding region runs from base 217 to 651 and encodes 144 amino acids. The record is from RefSeq and is a predicted model, not a curated record.